This is a messenger RNA of Cuscuta europaea, 2372 nucleotides long. The record is from the annotation of a GenBank genome assembly. Lineage: Eukaryota; Viridiplantae; Streptophyta; Magnoliopsida; Solanales; Convolvulaceae.
CACACUUCCAACCCAUUUCGUCCUCUUGCAGCGCACUACACACUUCACUUCACUUCAGAUGUGUCACUUUGGAAUAUACGUACAAGUAUUUUAUUUUCUAUUUAUAUUCCAUUUUUUAAACUUUUUCAAUCAAACAACAGCAUUAUUCAAUUCUAUUCUCUAAUCAUAAAGUAUUGAUAUCCGCAGUUCCGCAAUCAAAAAAGAGUUGUAUGAAAUAAAUAUAAAAUAAAAUUUUAACUAUAACAUUUAUCGAUCCAUCUUCUUCCGAUUCAAUGGCGAGUUCUGAUUGUUCGUCCACUCGCAUCACUCUCCAAACCAUCAAUCCCAAUGUUUUGAAAUUUGAGUAUGCGGUUCGUGGGGAAAUUUCCGACCUUGCUCAGAAACUACAAGAAGAGUUAGAAGCAAAACCAGGUUCAUAUCCAUUUGAUGAGAUACUUUAUUGCAAUAUCGGAAAUCCACAAUCAUUUGGUCAGCCGCCAAUUACUUUCAUUAGGGAGGUGCUUGCAUUAUGUGAUCGUCCUCCAAUGUUGGACAUGAGAGAGGCUCAAGGCUUGUUCAGUGUGGACUCCAAAAAUAGGGCUUUACAAAUCCUUGACCAAAUUCCAGGAAGAGCAACUGGUGUUUACAGCCAUGCUCAGGGUAUCAAAGGAUUGCGUGAUACAAUUGCAUCUGGUUUAGAAGCUCGUGAUGGUUUCCCUGCUAAUCCAAAUGACCUUUUCUUAACCGAUGGUGCAAGCACAGGGGUUCACAUGAUGAUGCAUUUGUUGAUUAGUUCUGAGAAAGAUGGAAUUCUCUGUCCCAUCCCUCAGUAUCCACUUUACUCCGCCCUAAUCGCUCUCUAUGGUGGGACCCUCGUUCCUUAUUAUCUUGAUGAGGCUCAUGGAUGGAGAGUUGAUAUAUCUGAGCUUAAGAAACAGCUACAAACUGCCACCUCCAGUGGAAUUAAUGUCAAGGCAUUGGUUGUGAUCAAUCCUGGCAAUCCUACAGGGCAGGUUCUUGCUGAGGCUGACCAAAAGGAAAUUGUACAUUUCUGCAAGGAAGAAGCUCUUCUGCUUCUGGCUGAUGAGGUAUAUCAAGACAAUGUCUAUGCAGACGACAAACCAUUCCAUUCAUUCAAAAAAGUUGCCCGCUCUAUGGGUUAUGGAGAAAACGAUAUUUCUUUGGUAUCUUUUCACUCCGUGUCUAAAGGGUUCUAUGGAGAAUGUGGAAAGCGAGGAGGUUACAUAGAAGUGACUGGCUUUAGCCCCCAGAUAAGGGAACAACUAUACAAAGUUGCAACUGUUCAUCAUUGUGCCAACAUUUCUGGCCAGAUUCUUGCCAGCAUUAUUAUGAGUCCCCCUAAGUUGGGAGAUGAAUCAUAUGAGUCGUUUUGUGCUGAGAAAGACACAAUCCUCUCAUCCUUGGCAAGGCGUGCAAAGACACUUGAAGAAGCAUUCAAUAGUAUGGAAGGAGUGACAUGCAACAAAGCAGAAGGAGCAAUGUAUCUUUUCCCUCAAAUUCGUCUUUCAGAGAAGGCCAUAAAGGCAGCAGAAGCAGUUAAUACUGCUCCAGAUGCAUUUUAUGUUCGCUGCCUUCUCAAUUCUACCGGAAUUGUUCUCGUCCCAGGCUCUGGCUUUGGACAGGUAAGAGGAACGUGGCAUUUUAGAUGCACCAUAUUGCCCCCAGAGAAUAAAAUCACGGCCAUUGCUGACCGUAUUGCGGAGUUCCAUAAAAGAUUCAUGGAUCAAUACCGCGACUCAUGAUGCUGCAUUGAGUUUUAACAAAAAAGUCCAAACCUGGUUUAAUGAACAACUCCUCAUUGGAUGCAAAGGAUAAUUGAUUGUUAUUUCGUGUUAUAUUGUUAGCGUAUUUGAAGAUUCGUGUUCUCGGUCUGGCUGCAGAGUGUGUGACCAAUGUAUACAGCCUGAAAUGUGGGUCCAAAAGCGGCAACCAUAUUGCAGGGCAAGGACAUGCAGAAGAAGGGCAGACAUGAUUCUGGUUUCAUUCAAAUGUCCAUGUAAUUGAAUCCUUAACUGGAAGUUUGGAACAAUGGGUAGGGCAACCCCAGUUCAUGUUAAAUGAUGAUUUACGCUUUUUUUAAUUCAAUCUAUAUCCUUGUCUUCCAUUUAAUUGAACCAGAACGAAACCUUAUAAUAAUGUCCUGGUUCCAAAUCUGAUCCUCAAUUUAUUAGUUCUAGUCCGGAAAACCAGAACAUGGCCCCCCUAAUGCAAAUAAAUAGUUUGCUUUUAAGUCUUUUUUUGUAUAACAAUGGACUUUUGAUUGUCUCAUUUUAUUAAGAGUGCAGUUGAUUUGUAUGCUCUAUAUUAUGUAGGAUCAAAAAAAGUAGUAUUUUUUCCAACUUAUGUAUAAAGUUACAACUUCUCCCCAUUAA